AUGAUCGACACCCGUCUAUGCUUCAGAGAGCACCUGGACUUUGUCAACAGGAAAGCGGCGGUGGCUGGGCAAGCACUCUCCAGAAUAAUGCUCAACUCCAGAGGCCCCAAGCAGCAGAGAAGGCAGUUAUUGAUGAGCGUGGUAAGGGCAACCAUUCUGUAUGCUGCUCCAAUUUGGCAUACAGCCCUAUCAACGCCAAGCUACUUCAGCGGGAUAGCCAGCACCUACCGCCUCUGCGCGCUCCGGGUCUGCUCUGGCUUCAGGACGAUGUCGGACGAUGCCGCCCUUGUGAUUGCGGGUAUGGUACCAAUCGACUCCUCGCUAGGGAAAUUAUCUCCCUACGCUCAUCCGGCCCUGCUACCAGUGCCGUAA
Drosophila ficusphila is the source of this 372-nucleotide messenger RNA. RefSeq lists its product as uncharacterized. The record is from RefSeq and is a predicted model, not a curated record. The coding region runs from base 1 to 372 and encodes 123 amino acids. NCBI's taxonomy places the organism in Eukaryota, Metazoa, Arthropoda, Insecta, Diptera, Drosophilidae. The transcript has a single exon.